AUGAACGCAAGUUUGCUCGUGUUUGUUAUCCUUGGCGUGACUGUGGCUAACGCUGUGGUGAGGUACUCGGUUCACAGUACCACCGUUAGCUUCUUCAAAGCCUUGACGGAAUGCAGCUCAAAGGGUGGAUAUUUGGCCAUGAUCCAAUCGAAAGACGAGAACGACGAGGUUAAGAAGGCAAUCAAAAAAGCUGGAGGAACCGGUGCUCACUGGCUUGGCGGUACGGACAACGGCAUCGAGGGCGCGUGGAUUUGGAUCUCGAGAAACAAACCAGUGGGAAGCCUCGACGGGUAUACCAACUUCAACAGCGGUGAACCGAACAACGCCGGAUCGAAUGGUGAAAACUGCCUCUCGAUAGAUUCAAAUUUCGUUUGGAAUGAUCUUCCAUGUGAUCUGACCCUACCCUACGUUUGUGAAUAUGAUUUAUUGUAG
Molecule: messenger RNA, 432 nt
Organism: Anopheles nili
Lineage: Eukaryota; Metazoa; Arthropoda; Insecta; Diptera; Culicidae
Product: perlucin-like
Exons: 1
Coding region: 1-432 (143 amino acids)
Molecular function (GO): signaling receptor activity
Source: RefSeq, a predicted model, not a curated record